AUGUCCCCAUACCGGCUUGUGUAUGGAAAAGCCUGCCAUCUACCUCUGGAACUCGAGCAUCGCACGUAUUGGGCCAUCAAGUAUCUAAGUAUUGAUCUUCUCCCCGUGAAGGAGAAGCACGCCAAAAGAUUGCUCGAUCUGACUGAAUUCCGAUAUCUUGCAUAUGAAAGCGCAAAACUCUACAAGGAAAGGAUAAAAUUCUAUUAUGACAGGAAGUUGAAGAAGAAAGAAUUCGUUGAGGGAUCCAAGGUUCUUUUAUACGACACUAGGCUCCACUUAUUCCCAGGGAAAUUGAAAUCAAGGUGGACUGGGCCUUAUAUUGUCAGAAAAGUGCUACCAAGUGGAGCCAUAAGGAUCAGCAAUGUGGAUAACCUUAGAGAAAGCGAUUCCUUCCUUGUCAAUGGAGCGAGGCUGAAACCUUAUAUCGAAUGGCCUAUUUUGUAG
Molecule: messenger RNA, 444 nt
Organism: Andrographis paniculata
Lineage: Eukaryota; Viridiplantae; Streptophyta; Magnoliopsida; Lamiales; Acanthaceae
Exons: 1
Coding region: 1-444 (147 amino acids)
Source: RefSeq, a predicted model, not a curated record